CAAAAUUUCGUACAAUAGUUUAGUUCCAAAACCCUUAACUUCUACAAUCCAAUUCUAGACCUUAUCUUCAAACUCUCUUGUGUUGUGUACUUGUGUUGUUCUAAACUGUAGUCUAAACCCUCCUUCUCUUCUGUCUCUGCACUCGUCUAUGUCUAUCACAACUAUGCCUGCGUUCAAAUCCCUCACAAUGGCAGAAUCAUGCCUACUCCCUCUACCCUCACUUUUCUACAGCAAAACCAAAUACCCAAUUUUCUCAAAUACUUCUAAGCCCCUCAAGGUGCAAUUGGCAUGCUCCAAUUCUCUCUCCCUCAGUAGGAGGAAAACCCACCAUUCCUCUUUCCUCACAUUUGUAGCCCAGACAUCUGAUUGGGCUCAACAAGAAGAAGAAGAAAAAGAAGAAGAAGAAACCGGAUGGGAGAACCGCGACGAAUCCACAUGGGGUAAUGAAGAUGUUGACGAAACCGAAGGUGGAGAGGGCGAAGGAGAGAGUGAUGAAGAUGGGACUUUUGCUCAAUCUGAAGAAUUGAAGAUAUUCGUUGGGAAUUUGCCUUUCGAUGUUGACAGUGAGAAAUUGGCCAUGCUUUUUGAGACGGCUGGGACGGUUAUGGUUGCUGAGGUCAUUUAUAAUAGGGCCACUGACCGAAGUCGUGGGUUUGGAUUCGUCACCAUGAGUACAGUUGAAGAAUUGGAGAAGGCUGUAGAGAAGUUCAGUGGCUAUGAUUUAGAUGGAAGAGUGUUGACUGUCAAUAAGGCUGCUCCAAAAGGAGCACAGCCUGAACGGCCACCCCGUGCCUUUGAUAAUGGUUUGAGAGUCUACGUUGGUAACUUGCCAUGGGAUGUUGACAAUGUUCGCCUGGAGCAAAUUUUCAGUGAACAUGGUAAGGUUGAGAAUGCACGGGUAGUCUAUGACAGAGAGACUGGUCGAUCACGUGGUUUUGGCUUUGUCACAAUGUCCAGUGAGACUGAUAUUAAUGAUGCCAUUGCUGCUCUUGAUGGUCAGAGCUUGGACGGGAGGGCAAUCAGAGUGAAUGUUGCUGAGGAAAGGCCCAGGCGUAGCUCCUUUUGAGUGGUAACUCAAGUAAUCCUCCAUGUCCGCUGCUUGAGUUUUUUUUUUUUGCUGAGGAGGAUAUAGUUUCAUUUUUUUAUUUUAAAUUUCCUUUCUUUGGGAGCUGGUUUCAGAUUAGAUUCACAUAUUUUAAUGUUGUUCAUUUGAUGUGAGAUAUAAAUUCCUGUAGGUAUUGUGAAGAAACUCUGUCGCUUUUUCUUUUUCUACCAUUAUGUUUGCUAUUGAUGAAUAAAAUUAUAGAAAUUGUCUUA
Molecule: messenger RNA, 1317 nt
Organism: Gastrolobium bilobum
Lineage: Eukaryota; Viridiplantae; Streptophyta; Magnoliopsida; Fabales; Fabaceae
Product: 28 kDa ribonucleoprotein, chloroplastic-like
Exons: 4
Coding region: 149-1066 (305 amino acids)
Cellular component (GO): cytosol
Molecular function (GO): mRNA binding
Source: RefSeq, a predicted model, not a curated record